AAAAAUAUAGAAACCUCGCUAUCAUUCCGACCAAAAUUUCAACGAUCAACGAUUCAGUCUCGUCGAGCCAGUCAAGUGGGAUGUAAUACGAAAGCAACCUGUUCGAUUUGAUGGCUAUGUAAUCACCUUCGCGUAUAAUCUCUAAUCACAGCACUAACUCGCUGUAUUUUAUCUAGUUAUCUUUCGUUUUCGACCGGCCAAAGAAUCACGAACAGCUCGGGUCUCGAUGGUGCUCCAAUUUGAGUAAUGAAAAUAAAUUUGAUUUACCAUUGUGUGUAGUGGACUGUGGAAGCGGAGUAACUAUAUUUAAAUUUUAAAAGUGCGUUCGGUGUCCGAGCGGUUGGUUCGAAAACAAACAGCAUCUUACGAAUUAGUGGAAUAUUAAAAUGAACAGUUAUUUGUGGUUUAUUUGUUUGUUAUGUUUCGUUUACUGCGAAGGACAACGAGAAAAUUCACAUAUACCUGAACAGGUGUUUCCCAAAUGCUGCAAAUUAACGCAAGUAAUAGAAAAGGUGCUGGAAAGUAAGGUGCUGGAAAAUGGUAGUUAUAAUUGCACCGAUGCAACGAAUUUUUCACCAUCUUACCGAUAUAAAUAUUUUGAAAGUAAUGCAACACACAUUAACGAUGUACCUGAGGAAAUUGACUUACCUCUCUAUCACUCGCCCUUAACCUGCCACUUUUAUGAGCUCUAUAUGAAUGAAACUGUAGGUUUUAUAUACAACGGAUCUUAUAUCGACAUAUAUGAUGCCAAUAUAUGGAAUUCAUCCCAUUAUUGCAUCGAUUAUAACAUUUUUGAAAACCAAACAGAAAUAUUACAAUGCACAUUCGACUUAGAAAACGAACCGAAUAAAGCGCAAUUUUAUUUCCCUUGUGUAAUUGUAUCAACAUUGUGCUAUCUUCUAUCGGCUGUGAUUUACAAAGUUAUUUUGGAUGUAAAAAAUGUAUUUCAGAAAUGUUUUAUCGGCUACAGCGUUAGCAUGACAGGGACUUUUCUUUGCUUGGUGCUUCUUCAGAAAAUUGAUAACUAUUGCACUAUACUCGGAUCUAUCUUUAUGUUGUUUAUACUGUCGUCUUUUAUUUGGCAAUUUUGCCUCUGUUUUGACUUGAUAUGUUUGAACAAGGAGGUGAUCAAAGAUUUGGGUGUAACAACAAGAAAACUCGAUUUAAUAUUGGCUGGAAAAGAGAGAAUUUAUGCUUACAUAGCAGCAUCAAUUUUUAUUCCGUGCGUACUGGUAUUUAUAUCUGUGAUAAGCUCUAAAUCUAGCAGUCCAGAUGUUCCUAAUUCUUUUAUGAAAGGACAUGGCAUGUGCAAUUUUCCAGAUUGCCGCUUGCCUUUGCUAUUUGUCCCAAUUGGUUUACUUCUUCUUCUUUCAUUGCUGUCGAUUAUUUAUUCGUUCCGCCUAAUCAAUAUUAACAAUAAGGAAUAUAACACAGAGCACGGUUGGUUGACGGUGAAGAGUACCUUAAAAUACCAGACCAUAUCCUGCCUGAUGAUAUGGCUCCCGUCGUUCAUAUGGAUAAUAGACGCUGCGCUGGAGAAUUUAACGAAGGGGGAUGCCCAACUGUACGAAAUCAUCGAAGGACUGCAAGGGAUAUUCGUGUUGGCCGUGUUCGUGCUCAAUAGGUACACUCGAAAGGACAUUUACGUCGCCUUGUUCCAGAAAAGAAGGAACCCCGGCGAAAAUGAGCCGCCGAGGCGCUACACUAAAAUAUUGCGGAAAUUUAGAACCGAUAGCACGAAUAGUGAUUUUUGUACGAUGGAAAUAAGCGAUAGUCCUUUGACUAAGCAAUAGGCGAAUUUAGUGAAUUUUUAUUUACACUAUUAAAACCCCUUAUCUAAUAUUUACUAUUAUCUCGAUGAACAUGACGAUAAAUUUAGAAAUCAAUGAAUUAGUGACAAGUGAAAUUGAUUAUUUGAAAUAUUAUUGCAAACUAUUUAUUGUAUUAAAUGAAAUAAUUAUUACAUACUGUUGACGGAAGUGUUGUUAUAAAAUAUAGUUUACGAUGUGUAAAUCAAACAAAUCACAAAUUUUACUGCAUGAAAUCAUGAGUUAAAAUUAGAAAUGUUAAAAAAACAGUUAUAGUAAAAUAAAUAAAUAACUAUAAUUACUUCAGUGUUUCAUCCAAGAAGCACCCCCUUCAGUAUUAGCAUAUUAUUUAAAAAACCCUGUAUAAGACGAAAUUUGUAAUGAGAUUUUUCACUUUUCUGUACUGAUUGUUUUAGAUAAGACUUAUUUGUAUAAAUCUGUAUUGUUCACACAGUAUUUUAGAUUAUUUAUUGUAAUUUCUUUAUAUAAUUUUAUAAUAUUGAUUCAUAUAAAUGUUUUUUUUAAAUACCAGUUCUUACUAAAUUAUUUCAAACGGUCAAAAGAAUGGGAGGAAAGGAAACGACCAUAAACAGCUUUAUUUAAAUUAUAUUCCCAUAGUACAAAAAUAUAAUUUUACAAAUAAAAAGGGGCAACAAAAUAAAGUUUUGUAAAAAAAUUAACAAGCCUACGAUGUAUUCAUAAUAUCAGGUAGUGCUUUAACGAGCAGGUUCGAUAAAUAUAUUUCCACAAUUCAAUUCUACCUGAUAUCUAGAAUUACAUGUCUGGAAGGAAAUAAAUUUUAAUGAUUCUCGAAAAUAACAUACGCUUUAUAAAAUAUAAAAAAACAAAUACUCACUUUUUAAUAAAUAAGUAUACUCAAAUCUUAAUACUGAAUCAAGUACAGAAUCUGCUCGUUUUUUAUUCCCUUUGCGAAAUUAUUUUCGAGAAGGUUCAAGAACUAAGCCAUUGCAUUAUAAGGACGUAAAAUAUUUCAUUAAAAAUACAUUGCAACAAAUAACACACAACAUAAAAUGGAGGGAUCCUUUAAACUACAUACAUUGGGCAUUUGAAUGUAGAAAAUUUAAUCGAAAGGCACAUCUAAUUAAGUGCUUAACAUCGUCGGUAAACUGCAAACAACGAUUUGUACUCAACGUGAAUCAACAUUUUCUAAAUUCAACACAAUUUUAUUACACCUAAAACGAAAUACCCACACGAUACGAUACGAAUUAAUCAAUUUAUCGAUUUUGGCAGGGUACCAACGAUGUAUUUAUUAUAGAAAUAUAAUAUAGAUUACCAUCACAAGUUAGUUUCAAUUUUAAUACUAUUCAACCUAUAUUUAGAGCUUUUGUUAGUUUAAUUCCUUACACGCCUAAUUUUAAUCGUAAUAACGUCCUGAAAACUAUUAAAUUUUUAAUGCAAGUCAUGGUCACUGUCGUUAAAAGAAUCCUUGGCUGUUUAAAAGAAAUAAAUAAACAAAUCACCGGUAUAAAAAUGAUGUAACGAUUCUUUAAAUUUUAUCAUUUUCAAUAACUAUAUAAGCAUUAUUUUUGGAAAGCGGGUAUUUAAUUAAAUUUGCAAGCGUACUUAUAAGGUAAGUAUACAAGUGCCCUUGUACAUAUGAAAUCACUGGUUUAUAGGUAGUUAGUUAACUUAACGUUAAUAGUAUAUGAAUAGUCGUAUUUAUUUGGUUUAGUUAAGGAUUAUUAGAUACUAAAAUAUGCUUGAUGCUGUAUGUUAAUGGUUUAACUGCCCUAAGAUUACGAAAAAAUAGUUCAGGUACAAGCCAAAAGAGACUAGAGAAAAAUAUAUAGCUGUUGUUAAAAUUUGUUCAGAGGCAUUUUUUAGUCAAUUAAUCACAAUAGUUUACUUAAAAUAAAAAAUGCAAUAUCUGCAAAAUGUACAAAUAAAGUGAAUUCAAUAUAUUCUCUUCAAUUAGUUUUUAAAGAAUGUAUACCUAAAUAUAGAUAAAACAAUUAGCGUUAUCAUCGAAUUUCAUCCAGUUUAACGAAUGCUAUCCGACGAUAAUUACCUACUAAUAAAUAACCAUUUUUAUUUAAUAAUUCAUAACCUCAUACCCGUUAUUAGAGUAAAACAACUAAUAAGUUCGUCUAACAUUUGGCUAGAAGGCUCCAACAAGUGAAAAUGAAAUCGAUUGCAAUAACAAGUGAACUCUUUUUUUUUAUAAUACUGCAAUUGUAUUAACAGCUUAAUCGCUGUCGUGUUUAACGAUCGGAAAAACAUUACUUAUGCCCAGCACGCUGGUGACCUUAUCUUCCGUUUGACUGAAAUAAACAAGACAGUAAUUCCCUCGACAUCUAUUCGGCAGAUCGGGGAACACCACUUCGUAUUUCCUCGAAUCUUGGCUCUUCUUGCCGCUGCCGGUGCUCUCGUCCGUGGGCGUUGCGCACUUGCUUAUGUACUCGUAGGUCACAUACUCGUCCAAAGCGCAAAAGUUUUCCUUGAAAAAAAUAAUACACCGUAAAUACAAAGUUCAUACGUUUUAAAAUGACAACGUCACGAGCCAAUGAUACCACAGCUUGUUGCAACUUUACCGGGUUGUAAUUGAAAUCUAGUAACAUUUAGAACUGUCUAGAACCAUUUAGAACGCUCCAGAAUCAUAUACAACGCUCCGGAAUCAUUUAAAACUGUCUACAAUCAUAUAGAACGCUCCAGAACCAGUUAAAACGACCCAGAAUUAUUUAGAACUGUCUAGAACCAUCUAGAACGCUUCAGAAUCAUUUAGAACGCUCCAGAACCAUUGAAAACGCUCUAAAGCCAUUUAAAACGCUCCAGAAUCAUUUAUAACGCUCUAGA
Messenger RNA from Phyllotreta striolata, 4622 nucleotides. The record is from the annotation of a GenBank genome assembly. Lineage: Eukaryota; Metazoa; Arthropoda; Insecta; Coleoptera; Chrysomelidae.